GGGGCUAUGCUAACGAAGGUCUUGGGGGCGGGGCUAUACUGAUGACGGCUCUCGGGGCGGGGGCGGGGCUAUGCCGAUGAAGGCGCUGGGGGCGGGGCUCCGGGUCCCGUGGCUCAGCUCCGCCAUGGCUCUCUCGCUCCGCGCGCUGCUGCGCCCGGCCCCGGCCCGCCUGCUGCUGCUGCGAGCCCCGGCUCGGCUCUGCUCGGCGGGCACUCAGUUUCAGUACCUCAUGGUGGAGAAGAAGGGGGCGAAGCAGAAUGUAGGAGUGAUCCAGCUGAACCGCCCCAAGGCCUUGAAUGCCCUCUGCGAUGGCCUGAUGAAUGAGAUGAACCAGGCCCUGGACUCCUUCGAGAAGGACCCACAUGUGGGAGCCAUCGUCAUCACCGGCAGCGAGAAAGCCUUCGCAGCUGGAGCAGAUAUAAAGGAGAUGCAGAACAGAACCUUCCAGGAAUGUUACGGGGGCAAUUUCCUUGCACACUGGAACAGAGUCUCUCUGGUCCGGAAGCCGGUCAUAGCAGCUGUGAAUGGAUAUGCUCUGGGCGGUGGUUGUGAGCUGGCCAUGAUGUGCGAUAUCAUCUUUGCUGGCGAGAAGGCACAGUUUGGGCAACCUGAAAUCUUGCUGGGAACCAUUCCAGGAGCUGGCGGGACUCAGAGACUCACGAGAGCAGUGGGCAAGUCCCUGGCGAUGGAAAUGGUCCUCACCGGAGACAGGAUCUCUGCUCAGGAAGCCAAAGAAGCAGGCCUGGUCAGCAAAAUCUACCCCGUGGAGAAGCUGCUGGAAGAAGCCAUCAGCUGUGGGGAGAAGAUUGCAGGGAAUUCUAAGUUCGUAACAGCAAUGGCCAAGGAAGCUGUCAAUGCAGCCUUCGAGAUGACGCUGACUGAGGGGAAUAAAAUGGAGAAGAGGCUCUUCCAUGCCACCUUUGCUACGGAUGACCGGAAGGAAGGGAUGGCAGCCUUCGUGGAGAAGAGAAAGGCAAACUUCACAGACCACUGAAUGCCAGCGUGCCUCGUCCUCUCGAAGCUGCUGAGCUGGAGCCUCUGCCUUGAUCCCCUUGCAGGGUGGGAAUAACAAAUAACCAUCGCAGCAGGUUGCACCUGGCAGUAACCAGUACGGGUGCCAAAUCCUGUGCCAUUGCCCUGGGAGGAAAGGCCCUUUGAUUCACAAACGCUACAUUACAUGGGGUGUUGGGGAAGGAGCUGCCGUAGGCUAGCCUAACGGUUGGGCCCUUCUGUGUAAUCAGGUGACGGAGAAUAGGGAACACGUCUGAUCUGAAUCUCAAAUGACCCAAUGCUUUUGUUCAUGAUAAGAAAAUCGGAAAUGGA
Dermochelys coriacea (leatherback sea turtle) is the source of this 1323-nucleotide messenger RNA. RefSeq names its product enoyl-CoA hydratase, short chain 1 (gene ECHS1). The record is from RefSeq and is a predicted model, not a curated record. Gene Ontology annotation, biological process: fatty acid beta-oxidation. Lineage: Eukaryota; Metazoa; Chordata; Testudines; Dermochelyidae. The coding region runs from base 71 to 994 and encodes 307 amino acids. Gene Ontology annotation, cellular component: mitochondrion. The transcript has 8 exons. Gene Ontology annotation, molecular function: enoyl-CoA hydratase activity.